Molecule: messenger RNA, 2878 nt
Organism: Capsicum annuum
Lineage: Eukaryota; Viridiplantae; Streptophyta; Magnoliopsida; Solanales; Solanaceae
Product: probable LRR receptor-like serine/threonine-protein kinase At3g47570
Exons: 1
Coding region: 1087-2268 (393 amino acids)
Biological process (GO): protein phosphorylation
Molecular function (GO): protein binding; protein kinase activity; ATP binding
Source: RefSeq, a predicted model, not a curated record
CCAUUUCACAGGUAUGUUCCUGUUGUAUUAAUUAUUUUAUGACUGUUAGUAGUAUUGAAUCCAAUUGCUGGGAUAAUUCCAUUAGAACUGGGAAAUCUUGUUAAUUUGAUGGAGUUAAAUAUGGGGAAAACAAUCUCAAGGGAACCUUACCACCAGACAUUGGCAGCUUAACCAAUAUGCAAUUUUUAUUUCUUCACGAAAAUAGGUUUAAUUGUAGAGAAAAAACACGACUGUUACUAGUUAAGCUCACUAGUCUUUCUUCAUGUGUUGACAGGUGAAAUACCCAAUGAGAUAAGGAAUCUCGUUGAGUUGGAGAUACUUAGUCUUGCAUUUAAUAGUUUUAGCGGUUCACUUGAAAUGAGACCUUCAACAUAUCAGGGCUGAAAGUAGUUUCUCUUUUCAACAAUAAUCUAUCAGGAACCCUCUCAUCGAACAUAGGUUCUAUCUUACCCAACAUUGAAGAGCUUUAUCUGGACAACUUAACCAAUCUUGUUAUGACUAUUCCUCAUUCUAUCUCGAACUGUUCAAAACUUACAGGCUUGAUUCCCAAUUCUCUUGGAUAUUUGACUCAUCUACAAAUCCUAAACUUGGGGAGAAAUAAUUUAACCAGCGACUCAUUGUUAAGCUUCUUGACUUCCUUAACCAAUAACAGAAAUUUGACAGUUCUUAUUCUAUCUUUCAACCCUUUCUACCUCUCCUAGAAAAUUUUAUGCCAAAAAUUGCAAAAUCAUAGGGUGAAUUCCAAAUGAAGUGGGGAACUUAAGCAGCUUAUUAGACCUUGUACUUUCUGGAAAUAACUUGGUCGGAUCGAUUCCAACAUCAAUUGGCAACUUGAGAAACCUUCAGCGGUUCAACUUGAGUAGCAACAAAUUUACAGGAUUUAUUGGAGAUCAUAUAUGUAAAUUGCAACAUUUGGGUGAUAUUUACUUGGGUCAAAAUCAAUUUUCAGGGUCUCUUCCUUAUUGUUUAGGGAAUAUUACUUCCCUUAGGGAGAUACAUCCGGGUUCCAACAAAUUGAAUUCUAAUAUACCACCAAGCUUACGGGACCUUCAAGAUCUGGUGGUUCUGGACUUACCGUCAAACAACAUGGUAGGUUCUUUACCUCAAGAAAUUGGAAAUCUAAAGACUGUAACAAAGAUGGAUCUGUCGAUGAAUCAAUUCUCAAAUGAAAUUCCGAGAGAAAUUGGAGGCUUGCAAACUUUGGCGUACCUUUCUUUUAGACACAACAAGUUGCAAGGAGCUAUACCUGACUCAAUGAGCAACAUGGUAGGUUUGGAAUUCCUAGACCUUUCUCACAGUAAUAUAUCGGGAAUCAUUCCCAUGUCUUUUGAGAAACUUCACUACCUCAAGUAUUUCAAUGUUUCAGACAACCAAUUGUACGGUGAAAUACCCUCGGGGGGUCCUUUCAAGAACCUCUUGAGUCAGUUUUUCAUCUUCAAUGAAGAAUUGGGUGGUUCUUCAAGAUUUAGUGACCUGCCAUGCCCCACUUCAUCUAAGCACAGAUCAAAUAGGAAAAUUUUGCUAGUACUUUUUCUUUUGCUUGUAAUUGCAGUUGUAUGUGUUCCUUUGACCUUUGUGCUCCUAUGGAUAAGGUAUAGAAGAGGUAAAAGUGCUCCUCAGCAAGCUGAUUCAUUGUCUACCGUAGCAAAAGAAAUGAUUUCAUACUAUGAACUUCUCCGAGCAACAAAUGUGCUUAGUGAGAGUAGUCUGUUUGGUUCCGGAAGUUUUGGCACAGUUUACAAAGGCGUUCUCAGAAGUGGAACUUUCAUUGCAGUUAAAGUGUUCAACCUGCAACUGGAUGUGGCAUUCAAGAGUUUUGAUAUGGAAUGUGAAGUUUUGCGUAGCCUUCGCCAUAGGAAUCUUGUAAAAGUCAUUACUAGUUGUUCUAAUCUUGAUUUCAAGGCUUUAGUUCUCGAGUAUAUGCCUAACGGGAGUCUUGAGAAGUAUUUGUAUUCGCACAACUACUUCCUCGACAUCAAGCAGAGACUAAGAAUAAUGAUAGAUGUGGCAUGUGCUCUGGAAUAUCUUCACCAUAGGUGCUCGUUGCCUGUGAUUCACUGUGACAUGAAACCUAGUAACGUCUUGCUGGAUGAAGAUAUGGUUGCCCACCUCAGCGACUUUGGCAUCUCAAAACUUCUUGGUGAAGAUCAGGGUGAUUUAUACACAAAAACCUUAGCAACAUUAGGUUAUAUUGCGCCAGGUACGUCUCUUAGUUUGCUGAUUACUCCUUUCUUUUUUUCCCACCUAGAAAGUAUAUUGCAUCUUUAAAUGAAUUGUUUGACUGUAGAGUAUGGACUGGAUGGACUAGUGUCUACAAAGUGUGAUGUCUACAGUUAUGGUGUCUUGUUGCUGGAAACGUUUAAUAGGAGAAAGCCUAAUGAGUUUGAGGGAGAUCUUAGCUUGAAGCAAUGGGUGAGUUAUUCACUUCCUGGAGCAGUAAUGGACAUAGUAGAUGCCAACUUGGUAACACAAACGGGUAGUUGCUUACAGAUGGAGCUAGAUGUUGUGGGAUCAAUAAUGAAAGUGGCAUUAGAUUGUUGUGCUGAAAAUCCGGCAAGAAGGACUAACAUGAAAGAUGUUGUAGGGAUGCUACAGAAGAUCAAUAUUCAACUUCGUGCAUGCUAAGCAUAUUCUCGGAGUCUCUCCUUCCAGAUUACUUGUUUGUUGCAAAAGUUUGCUAAAUUGUUGGAUUUAUGUGAAGAUUGUUAUUUUUUUUCUUUUUUUAGUACUUGGUUUCUGGAUGAUUCCUUUUUCAGAAAUGUUAGCUGGCUGCUAUGAAUCUUAGAUUCUGUUUUCAGAAAUGCUAGCUGGUUACUAUGAAUCUUACUGGUUCCUCUUUAAAUUGAAUAACUAAAACCAAAUUGAUCCUCUUGAAAAU